AUGGACCUCGACGGCUUCUGGGACGCUACAGUGGGCGAUCUGGGUCUCACCAGCCCGUUGCAAGAUGUAGGUGCGGCGUUUACACUGCAAGUUUGGCAAGUGACGCGUAUGAAUGGAGAUCUCUGGCGCCUAAGCGCACUACGAUACCACGAUAUGAUCAUCAAUGAGAAACUACGCGCCAACGCCGAACGCUUGCGAGCUCCGGACGGUGAUCCCUGUGACGACUACCCAGCUGCUGAUGGCGAGGCUUCCGACAACGCAGUCGUCGAAGGAGGUGAACACCCUCAUGACGGUACUGAGGCAUCUCCUCCGGACAUUCUAGACGACUUUACGGCCGUGGAAGUUUUCGUAGUGGACGUCCUACGUGGCCUCAGGACUCUCUCCCAGCGUCCUGCUGAGGCAAGCGCUACCACUGCGCCCGCUCGUGCCUACCAUGCCUAG
This is a messenger RNA of Phytophthora nicotianae INRA-310, 441 nucleotides long. RefSeq lists its product as hypothetical. Bases 1 to 441 code for a protein of 146 amino acids. Lineage: Eukaryota; Oomycota; Peronosporomycetes; Peronosporales; Peronosporaceae. The transcript has 3 exons. The record is from RefSeq and is a predicted model, not a curated record.